Molecule: messenger RNA, 873 nt
Organism: Cornus florida
Lineage: Eukaryota; Viridiplantae; Streptophyta; Magnoliopsida; Cornales; Cornaceae
Product: probable glutathione peroxidase 8
Exons: 6
Coding region: 116-628 (170 amino acids)
Biological process (GO): response to oxidative stress
Molecular function (GO): glutathione peroxidase activity
Source: RefSeq, a predicted model, not a curated record
CUCAAAACCAUAUUCAUACCCUCUCUCUGUCUCUCUUUCCCAGUGUCUGUGUCACUCGAAAUCCCUUUUAUUGUCUGCGUAUUACCUACUCUUCUUUAGCAGAUCAGCCUGUAUAAUGGCAAGCCAAUCCAAGAAGGAUCAAGAAACAAUCUACGACUUCACUGUUAAGGAUGCUAAAGGAAAUGAUGUAGAUCUUAGCAUUUACAAGGGAAAAGUCCUACUGAUCGUUAAUGUUGCUUCCAAAUGUGGAAUGACCAACUCCAACUACAAAGAACUGAAUCAGUUAUAUGAGAAGUACAAAGAUCAAGGCUUGGAGAUAUUAGCAUUUCCAUGCAAUCAAUUUGGUGAGGAGGAACCAGGAAGCAAUGAUCAGAUCUUAGACUUUGUCUGCAGUAGGUUCAAAUCAGAAUUUCCCGUCUUUGAUAAGAUUGAAGUGAAUGGAGACGAUGCUGCUCCUCUCUAUAGGUUCCUAAAAUCAGGAAAAUGGGGAAUCUUUGGAGACGAUAUUCAAUGGAACUUUGCAAAGUUCCUUGUUGAUAAGAAUGGGCAUGCUGUUGAUCGCUAUUAUCCCACAACUUCUCCUCUUACCAUUGAGAUAGAUGUCAAGAAGUUGUUGGGGGUCAUGUAAGUGCUGAGAUUUGAAGGCUAUAUGAGAUCAUAGUAAAUGUAAAGCAAGCCGAUGCUUGACUUGCCUUUGGUGUCUGGAUCUGUGCUGUUAUGUUUCAUGAAAGUUGUAACAAAUUAUACUAUACUCAAAAAUCUAAUUGCAGCAGUUGUUGAAAGUUGAAACUGCAGUUCCAAAUUCAAGUUUUUGUUGUGUGUAUAAUCAUGAGAUUUUGUUGAUACCCCUAAUGGCAGAAAUUGAUUUUCUCA